Molecule: messenger RNA, 6638 nt
Organism: Porites evermanni
Lineage: Eukaryota; Metazoa; Cnidaria; Anthozoa; Scleractinia; Poritidae
Source: the annotation of a GenBank genome assembly
GCCGUAGCGUUGCAGGGGAACACUCGCCCCAGUACUCAUGAUGCACCGCUUCCUGUUUACGGUCAAGAAACCGUAAGACCAGUUCCAUUGCCUCACUAUCGUGCUGGUAAGGUUUCCUUUUCUUGUCCACCCCUGUUAAAACUACAAAAGACAAUACGACAAUGUACAAGGACUUUCAGGGCUUGAACUUCUUAUUUUUCCUGUCCGAAAAAAGGCAAAUCCCAGUUCCUUUUUUUGCCUUCCAGGGCCGAGUUGUUCAAAGCUGGGUUAAGAUAACCCAGGGUUAGUGCGAGAUUUAAAUUCAGAUAUGAAAGCCUUAAAAUCAUUUCAGUUUUAAUUCUUUUUGUCGACUAGUUGCUUAUUGAAAACUUUAAAAAUAACAGAGAAAAUUAUCCGAGAAAAUGCUUUUAAACACAAGAAAAAGAAACCCGGGUUAAAUUUAACCUAGGGUUAAGCGCUAAUCGGCCUUCGAACAACUGGGCCCUGGGCAUUAUUACUGUAGAAUUUUUGCGUUUUUGUGGACCCAGACGAGAGAAGAAGGAUUUAUUUCAUGGUCAAAAGAGAAUUUUUUCUUGCGGGACAACGGCGGGAAAUCACGAGCGGGCAAGAUGUGGCAAUCUUUCCCGCUCGCGAAUUCAGUCAUAUUAUAGAAAGCCUUAAAAUAAAAACUGAGCCAGACAUCGAACUCAUCAUAAACUUAACUCACUAAGUGAAAAGUUCGACGUUUGGCCCAGGCCUUAGAAAGUCAUGAACGUACAAUUAAACCCUUUGCUUUUUCAUAGUGUCAUUAGUAGUAGUUAUCUUGGUAUCAUACUUUAUCUUUGUAGCUAUUUAGUUAUUACCAAGUUGUGAGCGUAACACGAAUCCUUCCCGUUUUCGUUUUGUACAUCUAGUCGGCGAGCGAUCUCUGCGGAUGGAAGAGUCAACAAGAAAGCGUAAAGCACAAGAGACGACUGAAGGUACGCUAAAAGUUAUUAGACUCAUGUAAACCAUUCCUUUAUACUGUAAAAUUCCAAAAUUAAUGUCUCCCAUUUAUAUUUGUUUUUAUACUGAAACGCCGAAAUGAUCACAGAUUUAAAUUGGUUGAUUGUGAAAUUCAUGUAAUAAAGCUUGAGGUUAACUUAACAAACUUUACGGUUUGUGGGGCGGAAUUUUCAGUACUCUACCGUCUUUAGUGUUUGUAAUUGAAUUGUCUGCCCAUGCCUGUCUAUCUUUUUACAUUGAAAACGUUCUCUGUCUUGUGUUAGUCUUCCAACUUCUGUUAUUGGUUUGUUGAAAGCGUUACAUACGUCCCUUUCCUAUGGCCUUCUUAUUCUUUCUCCUUCUUAUUUUCCCAUCCAUCUUUCCUUCCAGGAUGCUCUUCCCCACCCCUCCCCCUUAUCAAAUGUGCAGGAUACUUGUCUACGGGCACAUUGCCUGGUCUUUCAAGAGACUGGUUGCAAACUAUUAAAAAGACAAAUACGAUCGAUGUUUUUUUUUUUCGUCGCUUCAAAGUUAAAUUAAAGGAAAAUUGCACGUCGGCUCGGUUAGUUUCACGGGACCCGCGAAAUAUUCACGGAAUGUGUAACAGGCCUGAACUGGCUGCACUGAAUCCGGCAGCUCCACCUCUCGUUCUUUUACUUUUCAUAACUAGGUGACGAAGGACCUCCGCCAAAGAAAAGAAAAAUAGCAUAGCGUAAAGCAGAAAGGAUGACUGAAGGUUAGUUAGCGUCAUAACUUGCAUUGAAAUCCAAGAGACUAUUACGAGUGAAGCACAAAACUAUAAUUCUUCGUUUAAAUGAAUUUCUUUGCCUUAACAGUAACCAGACAUCAAACAACUCCUAUAAACUCAUAAACAUGUUUCCGUAUCAUAAUUAAGGUUAAAACACCUUACAUAUUACAGAAGCCGUACCCUUUUAUUAUCCCCAGUAAAUAGUUGUAUAGUGAAAGAGUAAAACAAAAAUUAAGAAUUAAUUUUGCCUGCUUUUGGUGCAGUUUACAAUUAUUAAUUUUGUGAGGAGCUAUGAAUGACCUCACUGUUAAUUCCAAGGUGAGACAGAUCGACAAACCACAAUCGGGAUCCGGGAUUUCCCUUAUUUGAAGCUAGGGGGAAUUCAGGAUUUUAAAGCAAAAUCGGGCAAGAUUCGGGAUUGAAAGUAUGCACGCGAGUUAGAAUACCCGAAAUAACCUUCGUGAUUACGGGAUUGAAAAACCGUAUUGGAUAGCCUCCUACAACACCUGGGACUAAGUCCCCUACUUUUUACGAACAGUGUGUGGGUAUUUAAACGUCCCACAGAAUUUAUGGGAUGUGCAAGGGCUGUGAGGCUUAGGCUACGAAUUAUCGUCGUUAUCCGAGAUGACUCUAAAAGUCUAACCGUUUGGAGAUUUCAUUGCAAAAGCAGCACUUUCCCCUCAGUUAUUUUAAGACCAGAGUGUUGGACGGACCAGGGUUUGAAUCCUUGGCCUCUUGCUCAGCAGACCGGCGCUUAUCCAACGGCGGUGUGGUCUAGAAUUAGUGCCUUUCACUGUAACAUCAUGUUUAGUUUUAGUAUUCUUUGUAACGGAUGAUACGCUGCGACUGUAGGAGAAGCCAAUUGUCACGCGGCUAAAACUAUUUGUGGCGGCGAAACUCCGUGUGAGCGGGUAUAUUUUACUGGUCGAUCAUGAAUCAACUAUGAUCACGAAACUAGGAGCUAGUCCUUGAUGGUGAUUUUAUUGACGAUAAUCGAACCGUAAACUGAAAUAUAAUGCAACGUAACAAAUAAUUACUAAAAAGCUAAAGUACAAUUACAAUUAUAGUUUGGCCAAGAGAUAACAUAACAUUUUACUGACAUUCCAAUCAUAUUUUCAUUUUCGUAGCUGUUCCGGUAUAAAAACCUUGCCAAAAACGUAAUAAGACAAAAGAAAUAUACUUAUUGAAAAACAGGAAUAAUAAAUUUACCAACUAGAAUAUUAGACUAAAUAUACUUCAUGAAAGGAAUAAAAUCAACUAAAUUUGGGUACGCAGGAGUAAAGAAACCUUCCCAAAAACAAUAAUGGUCGCUUCCUGCGAAUAAUACGAUACUAAGAAACUAACAAAAUAAAUCUGAGAACGGACUACUUUUGCAAAGGCACGAAAACUAAAUAAACUAAAAGAAAUGAGAUUCCCACGCCGAACUAAAAAGUAAAAACCUACUUGAAACUCAAAAAGGCGUAGUCACGUAAUGGUACGAGAUACUGAGUAUUACAACAACUUCUUGCAGGAAUAUACUUUAUGAGUCGCCAGAUACACAAAACUACAGAGGAUAAAAUGUACUUACAUAUCGGUUCCCGCUUGCCUCUAAGUACCAAGAAAUGAACUAUCCAAAUAGACUUCAACGAUGUACACAUGAAGACGACGAAAUCCAACUAACGCUAAAGUUAACAGACCAUGCGUUUUCUACGUAAAAAUAGGCGUUGUCUAAGGAAAUGAAACUAGCGAAUCAGAAAAGCUUAAGACGAGAGAUAUCAUAUCACUAAAUCAAUAAAGCUUGUUGUGAUGUCAUUUACAUUCUUAUUUUUACCCUUUUCUCUCUACAGCCGGUUUGGUUUAAACCCUUUACGCCCUAAGAGUGAUCAGCAUCAAAUUUCUUCUUGUAAUAUCAAUGCGUUGUAAAAUAGAGUGGUCAUGAGAAUUACGGACAUGAUCACACAAGAUUAUGCUUGAUAUUUUAUCAAAUUCUCCCCACUUCUUCUGUAGGAAAUGAAUAGGGGAAACAAAUGAGAAUUCAAAUUUGGAUCUUUGGGUUUAAAGGGUUAACAGCAGAUGCUGCUCCUACCCUUAAGUGGAUACGCCCUCUUCAUGCUUAUUAACAGCAUUCACGGCUCCUCCCCUGAUCUCCACACCCAUCAUCACAGAGCCCCGUCGACCAUCUCUAAUCCUGGGGGAUCCUAGGGAGUGAUCCUUAGCUCGUGUAAGACACAGUGAAGGCAGUGAAAAGGACAUUAUUUUAACCAUUGAUUAAUCAGGAACAAGUUGAGCGAGAUUAUGUAAUGGGGUUCUGGGUUCAGAUCAAUCCGAUAAUUAUAUAGGCUGGUGCUAAAUAUAUUACUUUAGCUAGUUAUCUCCCAAACAUGGACCGUACCAUUUUAAUUCAGAUUAAUAUAAACCUGUAUAAAAGUUCGAACUGAAGUUUCUGCGCGAUAAAACGUUCGUUUUUUGUUUACUUCACAGGAGAUGAGGACACUGAUAAAGAUCCUGGACCGGUCCGUGUCGCUAUGUUUGUCCGCUAAUGAGGUAUUAAAGCUGGGUUCAUGAAAUCUUUCUUGGAUAUUGUUACUAAACAGAGUUAGGAGUAAGGCUUCAUAACUCAGUCGCCUAAUUUAAUUUGUUACAAAAUUGUUGAUAGCAGAGUUAUCCAGCUUCGCUGCUUUAUAUGAGUGUAAAGUACACAUUUUACGCUUACACUAGUAAUGUAUAAGGAGAGAUGGCUGACACUGAGUUACUAAGGGCUCCAGAGAGAUCAGUUUCACCGGCAUGUUUCACUACAGCUGAUCACUUUGCGUCAGGUUAAAAGUGUCCUGCUCUUUUUAUCUUCACAUUCCUUAAACGGCGUACCCUGGUAGGGCUGUGCCGCACAAGCGUUUUAGUUGUGAAAUUUGUCGUUUAAAAGUGGAAGUUACGCUAGGGACCUUAAGAUCUUAGGGCGGCGACGGCGGGGAAAACGUCGCUGAGAAAAUGAAUUCGCGUUCUUUCAAUCGUCAUCGCGAUUACUCCAAGUCGCUAACUUUGUUAAAUGUUGGUGAACCCUCCUAAAUUUGCGUUCCUAAGAACCAUAUCCAGGUUCAGAAAGAGAGAGGAAAUUUUGUCUUCGCUUGUGUACUUGCUCUGUAAAUCGUGAAAUUAGGCAUUUUCACGUCGUAGUCGUGCAGUGACGGCAGAGAAAUGUACAAAAAGCGUGAAACAAGUGCAAAAUACUAGUGUCUGCACAAGAAAAGCCCGACUACUGGGCGCCCUAAAUUUCAUAGGUGCUGAGCUUUUGUCAGUUUUGUUUCCUCUACGAGUAUUUUUAGACUACAAUAGCUUUUUCAACGUAAGGGCCAGUUUUCUUUGUUGAUUAUUUAUUCCUAAUUGUACCAAUAUUUAAAACCCUCACAUGACACAUGAUAUUUAUUAGCACCCUAUGCGGACGUGUUUUCGUACGACGCUUCAUCCCAGUUUGGAAGGACUGUUGCGUGACUGACAUUUUUGUAAGCCACGAUAGUGUACGUAGCUGAGUAAACGUGGAGAUGAUGAUCUGGCCACUCAAAGAAGAUCACACGUCUGAGGUGGUUUAGGAAAGAAAUUCUCCUUUAUGGUCUCCUUUUCACAACAAAGUGAAUAAUUUUCUUUCGGCUCGAUUAUUAGCCUCAUAUGAUCUUGUUUUUCUUCUUUCACCCACGCAGACUUUGGCGGAGAUGCGGAGGAACUCUCCACCCAGCACUCACGACACACCAUUUCGUUUUUACGGUCCAGAAACCGCAAGACCAGUUCCAGUGCCUUUCUAUCGUGCUGGUAAGGUUCCCCCAAAACAACUGUAACUAAAUUCUGGAAUUUGACAAUCUCCCUGACUGGUUAAAACACUAGUGAGUCAACGAACAGGACUCCACUCAUUAGUUAGAGGAACCUGGAAGAAAUGGGGGAGGGAGCGGGGGUACAAAUCCCUUUAUCCAGCCUUAAUUUUUGUCCAAUGCCAUUGUCACAUUUAUAGUUUGCCUUCAGAAUCCCAUUCCUAGUGCACCGAAAAAAUAAUAAGAAAAGAAAGCUAAAUCCCAUUUUUUCAGCCCCCAAAUUGUCAGAUAUAAAUUCUCAUUUUAACCAUUCAGGGCCCUCUCAUUGGGGUUUCUUGUGCGAUCCUAAUUUCGUCCUUUUUUUCUAUCUGCAGCGGGCCGUUUUCGCAGUAUGUCGUACUUCUGCGGUGCAUGAAUUCAACCACGGCAUGGCACCCUGCGGUGGAUACCGCCCUUUUCAUGUUAAUCCACGGCAUUACUCCUGCCUUUAUAGCAACACCUAUUAUCACAGCGCCCCAUCUGCCAUCUUUGCCCCUGGAAGGUCCUUGGGUAGCGAUCCGUAUCCUGGUGGUUCUGGUAUGUCUACCGUCACACAUGCGCCGGAAAUGCAGCCAUUUUGUUCUCUCAUGGAACACUGGGAAGGCCUCUGCAUGGAUUGCAGUUGUUUAUGGUGUAUCAGUCGACAUCCUUCAGCAUUACGCGCCUCGUAUGGAACGCCUGAUCCGUCACUGCGUGAAGUGCAACCGCACCAUACAUUUCCAGAUGCUUCUUAUCUUAGUGGUUGUGGCCUGUCUACAGUCACCCACCUACCAGGUAUCUCCGGGCGUUCUUCAUCGUUUGGAACAAUAAGACCGUCACAGUAUGAGCUGCAACCGCAAAGUGCAAUUCCAGGCGAUCCGCAUCUUAGUGAUCCUGCUAUGUCUUCAGUCACACACCCGUCAGUAAUAGGCAGGGAAAAGCGCCCUGGGGACGAGGCUGCAGUAAUCCGAUUUCCCUCGGAUGAACCUCUGCAUGGAGCGCAUUCACAAAAUGUAAUUCCAGGCGUUCCUUAUCUUAGUGGUCGUGUUGCGUUCUUAGUGACACACCGGCCAGAAAUUCCCGGACGUGUUUCCGCGUAUGGAACGCUGAGAGCACAUCCACCAAGUUCCCAA